Molecule: messenger RNA, 3246 nt
Organism: Parnassius mnemosyne (clouded apollo)
Lineage: Eukaryota; Metazoa; Arthropoda; Insecta; Lepidoptera; Papilionidae
Source: the annotation of a GenBank genome assembly
AUGUGGCAAAUUUGGCCAAACGGUAAAAAAUUGCACAUGUUCGGGAAACGAAAAACAGGAGGUCAUUACUCCUGCCAAAUGACCUCCAAGACAGCUUCAGAUUUUAAAGAUGAAGAAUGGCAGAAUUGGUUAAAGGUUGUUUCUCAUUACUUUGAAACUGGCCAGUUAUGCAAUAUCGUAUCAAAAAGUAAUGACAACCGUCAUUACGCUCUUGUUAAAAUUUUAAACAAAUCUUUCUUGGGAUUACUUGAUUCAGAGGCCACAUCUUCGGUGAUUUCUAGAGGCUUAAGUCGUAAAUUCAUGGUUUUGGGAUUCUCAAUCCAUGAAAUACCUCAGUUGAGUAUUUCCAUGGCAGAUGGAACAUCCUACAAUAUAAAAUCAGUAAUUUAUUUGCCAAUACUGUUUAUGAAACGGUAUAAAGUGGUGAAAUUUUACAUUAUGGAUAAUUUAAGACAUGAUCUCCUCUUCGGUAUGAAUUUCUUUGAUCAUUUUAAUCUUACCAUUGGAUAUACAGAAGAUAUCAUUAAACAUGAAAAUAUCCAAAAAUUAUCUAAUGGUGAAUUAGCAAUAAUAAAUAUAAGCAAUUCGGUUAAAUCAAGACAUGAGUUGACAGAGGAUCAAUCGAAAACCUUAGGCUUAGUGGUUGAAGAUAUAAAGUAUUCUAUAGGCGAGGGUAUAGGAAGAACGAACUUAAUAGAGCACCUCAUUGAUACAGGAGAACACAUGCCCGUUACUCAAAGGCAAUAUCCCUUCUCACCACAUAUCAUGCAGGAAUUAGAAAAGGAAGUGGAUGAAAUGUUGGCAAAAGACAUAAUUGAACCAUCGUUUAGCUCGUGGCGAUCACCGGUUCUUUUAGUAAAAAAAGCAUCAGGCUCUAAUAGAUUAUGUUUAGAUAGUAGACAACUAAACAAGACAACAAAGAAUGAUUCCUAUCCCUUGCCAAGAGUUACGUCUAUUUUGGACAGUUUAAAGAAUGCUCAGUAUCUAUCAACUCUUGACUUAAAAUCGGCAUUUUGGCAAAUACCAUUAGAAACUACGAGUAAAGAAAAAACAGCAUUUGGUUUGCCAGGUAAGGGUUUAUUUCAAUUCAAGGUUAUGCCUUUCGGUCUUAAAAAUGCAAGUCAAACGCAACAGAGGCUAAUGGACAAGUUAUUUCCACCAGAGCAUGAGGGUAAAAUCUUUGCCUAUUUGGAUGACAUUGUGGUAUGUAGUAAGACUUUUGAAGAUCACAUUAAGUCGUUGACUUUGGUUAAAAAGCAGUUACUCUCAGCAGGUCUCACAGUAAAUUUUGAGAAGUGCCAGUUCGCUCGUCCUUCAUUAAAGUACUUAGGCUAUAUUGUUGAUAAGGAAGGUUUAAGAACAGACCCAGAAAAAGUUAGUGCCAUUUUGAACUAUCCAAGACCAAACACAUAUACAGAGUUAAAACGUUUUCUAGGACUGGCGAGUUGGUAUCGACGUUUUGUGGAGAACUUUGCAAUUGUUGCUGCUCCUUUACACGAUCUUAUUAAAGGCUUGAAAAAAGGUCAGAAAAUUAAAUGGGACGCAGAAGCCGAAAGUGCUUUCAUUGAUCUAAAAACAUCAUUAACUUCUACUCCGGUACUGAGCUGUCCUGACUUCAAUUUAGAAUUUAUUAUACAGUGCGAUGCCUCAAAUAAAGGUACGGGCGCUGUUUUAUUUCAAACUCGCGAUGGUAUUGAGAGACCAGUUGCGUAUUCUAGCCGAAAAUUUUCAGAAAGAGAGACAAAGUACUCUACUUCCGAAAGAGAGUUACUAAGUGUGAUUCACGCGGUUGAACAAUUUAGGCCGUACAUAGAAGGCACGCACUUUAAGGUUAUAACUGAUCAUAGCGCCUUGCAAUGGCUUUACAAGAAUAAGGAUCCACAUGGAAGGUUGGCUAGAUGGGCAAUGAGGUUGCAACAGUUUGAUUUCGAGGUAAUAUAUAGAAAGGGUAAAGAUAAUAUUGUACCGGAUGCACUAUCAAGAGCAAUUCCAGAUAAAGAAAUAAAUAUUAUAGAUAUUAAACCAGAUGACAAAGAUGACUGGUAUAAUUCAAUUGAAAAAGAGAUAACGGAGGGAAAAGGCAGAGAUGAUUGGAUACUUAAUCAAGGUAUAUUGUGGAAAUAUUUGAGACUUAAACAAUUUCCAGAUGAAAAAGAUUCGUGGAAGAUAGCAAUCCCAGAAAAAUUGAGAAGACAAAUCCUAAUAGAAUGUCACGACAGUCCAACAGCAGGACAUUUAGGAAUUAAGAAAUCCAUAAAUCGAACAAGACAACAUUAUUUCUGGCCGUCCUUAAUUAAAGAUGUUAAAGAUUACGUACGGAAAUGUGAGACUUGCUCUAAACAUAAACCUAGUCAACUGCCGCCAAUUGGGAAAAUGGGCAAACACAAAGAAGUAACAGAGCCUUUUCAAAUAGUUUCCAUGGAUCUAAUGGGACCUUUUCCACGAUCAAAGACUGGCAAUACAAUGCUACUUGUGGUUUCAUGCUGGUUUAGCAAGUUUGUAUUAUUGUUUCCCUUGAGAAAUGGUAAAACAUCAACAAUCGUUAGAAUUAUCGAAGAACAGAUAUUUCUCAUAUUUGGAGUACCAAGAACAGUGAUAUGUGAUAAUGGGAAACAGUUUAUUUCAUCACAGUUUAAAGAAUUAAUUACGAAUUACAAUUCUAAAAUUUGGUAUACGCCUUAUUAUCAUCCUCAAGCCAAUCCUACAGAACGAGUAAAUAGAGUAAUUGGUACUGCAAUAGCGUCAUAUAUCGAAGAUAAUCAUAAAGAUUGGGAUAAAUUUAUACCUCAUAUAGGCCAUGCCAUUAGAACUGCUAUACAUGAAAUAACGGGCAAGACACCUUCAUACUUGUUUUUUGGUAGAGAAACCUCCUUACAAAACAAAAUUGAUUUCGGGCCAGAUAAAGAUGAUUAUGUUAAUGUAAAUAGAAACUAUUUUGAAAAUAAUUUGAGACUUAGAGAAGAAAUAUAUAAAGACGUAAACAAGAGGCUGCGAGAGGCUUAUGAAAUUAAUAGCAAAAAUUAUAAUAAAAGAAGACGAAUAUGCAAUUUCAAUGUGGGAGAGUUGGUUUGGAAGAAAACAAAACCACAAUCAUGUGCUAAUAAAAACUUUAUGGCCAAGUUAUCUCCAAAGUACGAAAAAGCUGUUAUUUCGGAGAAGGUGUCAGCCGAUGUUUAUAUUUUGAAAAGUUUACGCGGCAAACUUUUGGGUACAUGGCACACUUCUGACCUGAAACGGAUAAUUUGA